GUACCCGGAACUGUUUCCAAGGUUUCUUCAGGUUUGGGAGGUUGCUCGGCGGCGAGCUGUGGGAGCCAAGGCAACCGGGAAUCAUCCCGGGGUCACAAGAGCGCCCCCUUGGCCCUCAGCUUCGGGGGCACAGCUGCGGUAAUGGCUCCAGUGUCCAGUUCGCGCAGCCCUGAGCGGGAGGCCUCUGGCUCCGGAGGAAGACGCCGCAGUUCGUCGAAGAGCCCCAAACCCAGCAAAUCUUCCCGCUCCCCGCGGUGUCGCCGGUCUCGCUCGCGUUCUUGUUCUCGGUCUGGUGACAAGAAUGGCCUAAGUCAUCAGCUGGGUGGUCUCAGCCAAGGUUCCCGAAACCAGUCGUACCGCUCGCGCUCGCGUUCGCGCUCUCGAGAGCGGCCCUCUGCGCCACGGAACACCCCUUUUGCUUCUGCCUCCUCGUCCACGUAUUAUGGAAGCUACUCACGCCCCUACGGGAGCGACAAGCCGUGGCCUAGCCUUCUGGACAAGGAGAGGGAAGAGAGCCUGCGGCAGAAGAGAUUAAGUGAGAGAGAGAGGAUUGGAGAAUUAGGAGCUCCUGAAGUAUGGGGACUUUCUCCAAAGAAUCCUGAACCUGACUCUGAUGAACAUACACCAGUAGAGGAUGAAGAGCCAAAGAAAAGCACUACUUCAGCAUCUAGUUCAGAAGAUGAAAAGAAGAAAAAGAAGAAGUCUAGUCAUUCAAAAGAAAAGUCUAAGAAAAAGAGAAAGAAAAAAUCAUCUAAAAGAAAACACAAGAAAUAUUCUGAAGAUAGUGACAGUGACUCUGAUUCUGAAACAGACUCCAGUGAUGAAGUUACAAAGAGGAGAGCAAAGAAAACUAAGAAAAAGGAAAAGAAGAAGAAACACAGAUCGAAGAAAUAUAAGAAAAAGAAGUCUAAGAAGAACAGAAAAGAGUCUAGUGAUUCAAGUUCUAAGGAUUCUCAAGAAGAAUUUCUAGAGAAUCCCUGGAAGGAUCGAUCAAAGGCUGAAGAACCCUCUGAUUUAAUUGGCCCAGAGGCUCCAAAAACACUUGCUUCUCAAGAUGACAAACCUUUGAACUAUGGCCAUGCUCUCUUACCUGGUGAAGGUGCAGCUAUGGCCGAAUAUGUAAAAGCUGGAAAACGUAUCCCACGAAGAGGUGAAAUUGGCUUGACAAGUGAAGAAAUUGCAUCAUUUGAAUGCUCAGGUUAUGUAAUGAGUGGUAGCAGGCAUCGCCGAAUGGAGGCUGUGCGACUGCGGAAAGAGAACCAGAUCUAUAGUGCUGAUGAGAAGAGAGCCCUUGCAUCCUUUAACCAAGAAGAAAGACGAAAGAGAGAGAACAAGAUUCUGGCCAGUUUUCGAGAGAUGGUAUACAGAAAGACCAAAGGAAAGGAUGACAAAUGAGGAUUUUCCGACUGCUCAGCAGAUAUUUUUAAUAACAAAAAAGAAAGCCUGGGUUCCAUACAUAUACACAAAAAGAUUAUUAUGCUCUGAAAAAGCUUUACAGUGCUACUGUGCCUUCUAUUUAACUCUUUCAAUCCCUCAAUAAAAAGCUGCUUAUUGAUAUAUCUUUA
This is a messenger RNA of Marmota flaviventris (yellow-bellied marmot), 1565 nucleotides long. RefSeq names its product NFKB activating protein (gene Nkap). Gene Ontology annotation, biological process: negative regulation of DNA-templated transcription. Gene Ontology annotation, cellular component: nucleus. The record is from RefSeq and is a predicted model, not a curated record. Gene Ontology annotation, molecular function: chromatin binding. NCBI's taxonomy places the organism in Eukaryota, Metazoa, Chordata, Mammalia, Rodentia, Sciuridae.